Molecule: messenger RNA, 1467 nt
Organism: Penaeus monodon (black tiger shrimp)
Lineage: Eukaryota; Metazoa; Arthropoda; Malacostraca; Decapoda; Penaeidae
Exons: 2
Coding region: 298-729 (143 amino acids)
Molecular function (GO): protein heterodimerization activity
Source: RefSeq, a predicted model, not a curated record
UGUCACCAUCGUCUACAUGUAAACAGAGAUUUCGCUUCAAAUUUUUUCAGAGGGCAACCAAAGUCGCUCCAAGAAACUAGAUCUUGGGAUUAUAGACAUAAAAAAUCUAAAAUCCCAAUAAAAAAAGAAGGAAGAAGAAGAAGAUGCAGGAAAUAUAGACAUAAAAAGUCCAAAACUCUGUAAAAGAAGAAAGAAGGACAACCGAAGUCGCUGAAGUAUCUUAGAAAUUCGCUAUAAAGUCUCUGAGAAGUUUAAUUCUAAGACUAUAUACGUCUUUGGUUUAAUUAUAUAGGGGAAAUGAAGCUACCGUCCAAGGGCCAGCUAGAGCAGAUUAUGGAGCGCCACACUGGGAAGAGAAUACGCAUUUCGAAAGAUGCAGCUUCGUAUAUGUAUAUGAGGUACUUGAUUUACAUAAAGGAGUUGGCCAAGAAGACGGAUGAUAUUGCUUUCAGUCAAAAGAAAUUGCAGAUUGGAGGUGAUAAUAUUGCUCGUGCAGCUCCAAGGCUGCUCUCAGAAUUCAGUGAUGCUCGUAACAUCCGCCUGAGAGCCAAGAGGAGGAGCAGUGAAGGUGCAAAAGAAGAAACCAAAAGCAGAGAGAGGUCUAGUGGAGGAGAGAGUGACGAAAGUUCCGAGGAAGAAGAAAGCAAAGCCAGCGGGAGCAGCAAAGGAAAUCGGCAGAGGAAAGUGGUGCAGAAGGGGAAAAAAAGAAUUAAGGUAACUUUUGGUUGAGUGGAUAGUUGCACUUCCUAAUUUUAUUGUUAUCUUGCUCGGAACAGUUGUCAGCUAUUGUGGUGAUGUACUCAGAAUCUUUUAUCUUUGUAACAAUUGUGUAAUAUUGGAAAUUUAUGUGUAUUGUCUUCCUUUACUUUAACGGCCUUUUACUCAUCUUUCUGAAUAUUCUUUUUUUCUUUUCUUUUUCUUUUAUGAUUUUGUACUUGAUUCAUUGUUAUAAUUGACUGUAAAUUAGGUACUGGUUUUAUUUGUAGUGUCAAGCAAAACCCAUCUUGCACAGAUUGAUAACAAACUGAAAAUUAACAUACUACCCAAUACUUUGAGUUUUGCUUUAUAAUAGAACUUUUGAGACAUGCCAAUAGGAAUAUGAUACCUAGAUUUUAACUUUUUAUUGUUAUGAGUGCUGUGUAAGACUGACUAUCCAGAGGUAUUAACCUUUCUGGAUAAAAUUAUUAUUAGCUAUAAGGGCCCUUUUGUAACUGUGUCAUGUGUUUGUACUAUUCUGUAAUCCACAAAGCCAUUCACAAAACCUACUGAAAUUGACUAAGUAGUUUUCAAACAAAGGUUUUUCCUUUUCUUCAACAUCUUUUUUAUUUAGAUUUAUUACAGAUAGCUCCUAAUUACCUUUUAAAAAUGAAUGGCUAGAAUAUAUAUUCAAUUCACAUUCAUUGACUGGCAUAUUGCAGAUAAUUUUUGUACAUGAUUUUUAUAUCUCCAAUAAACUUUUGUAAGAAC